AUAAAAUGGAGAAGGCAUUUUCACUCUUGCUUUUCAUCAUAUUCUUUAUCAUGUUUGCUUCUGUUGAAAAUAAGAUAAACGCAAAGACAUGCAUGGAGAAUCUCGGUUAUUGCGAGGGUACCUCGCAGCAAUGUGAUGAGAGAUGUAAGGCUAAGCACGGACCAGAGGCUGAAGGUGAAUGUGAUGUCAAGGGUCUAACAUGCACAUGCUUUUAUCCGUGCGGACAAGGCCCAUCGCCUCUGAAGCCCAAAAUAUGUUAUGGUGGAGCUGGCGUGUGCAGCGAUAAAUGUGGUCCUCCGUGUUGCAACCAAAACUGUGCGGAAAAGUAUAAUGAAGGAACUGGAUUUUGUGACAGCAUUGGCCAUACUUAUUUAUGCAAAUGCCAAUAUACUUGCUAAAGCCUAAAACUAUUUCAAUUUUUCUAGAAUAGACAGAAACAGAACCGAUCAAUUCUGUCAUUCUUUUUUCUUGUUUCAACUUGGA
Molecule: messenger RNA, 483 nt
Organism: Camelina sativa (false flax)
Lineage: Eukaryota; Viridiplantae; Streptophyta; Magnoliopsida; Brassicales; Brassicaceae
Product: defensin-like protein 183
Source: RefSeq, a predicted model, not a curated record